AUGCAGAUCCCGGGGCAGUUGGAGUCGCUAAGCAAUCCAGCAGGGGAGGUGGUCUUCUUCACGGAUGUCUUCAGGCACGGGCUUCGGUUGCCGUUGAGGCAUUCGGUGCAGAAGGUCUUGGCGGCGAUCGGUUACGCCCCCGGGCAGUUUAAUCCAAAUUUCUGGAUUACACUCCUUGGGACGAUCACGGCGUGA
Molecule: messenger RNA, 195 nt
Organism: Prunus armeniaca (apricot)
Lineage: Eukaryota; Viridiplantae; Streptophyta; Magnoliopsida; Rosales; Rosaceae
Source: the annotation of a GenBank genome assembly